Megalopta genalis is the source of this 1995-nucleotide messenger RNA. RefSeq names its product achaete-scute complex protein T3. Gene Ontology annotation, cellular component: RNA polymerase II transcription regulator complex. The record is from RefSeq and is a predicted model, not a curated record. NCBI's taxonomy places the organism in Eukaryota, Metazoa, Arthropoda, Insecta, Hymenoptera, Halictidae. Gene Ontology annotation, biological process: sensory organ development; regulation of neurogenesis; neuron differentiation. Gene Ontology annotation, molecular function: RNA polymerase II transcription regulatory region sequence-specific DNA binding; protein dimerization activity; DNA-binding transcription factor activity, RNA polymerase II-specific.
UACCAUCAGCAUAGAGGGUGCGGUCGUCUUCUUAACUCGUGAAACUCCGUUCGCAAGCGACGACGUUUUCCCAAGAUUUUUCCCAUUUGUUCGCGUCGCGUGUACUUGUCCAAGGUGUUGAAAAGGGGUUAAACUGUUCCACUGUCGAGCGAGGAUUUCUCAAGGUCACCUGGCACGCGCUGCCGCGCUCCUGUAGUGGGGGAUCAGUGAUAUGACCUUAGUGGCGUCGAAGGAGGGGAACGUAUUGCCCAUCAUGUUGAGCGUCCAGCAGCAGCAUCAUCACCAUAAUCUCCAUGGGUCGUCUACAACCAGUGCUCAAACUCAUCGCGGCAACGUGAUCGUUUCCACGAGCAGCAUGCCGUCGAAUGACAUGAAGAUCCAGCAGCACGGUUGCAAGCGAUCCAAGAUAUACGGUCAGACUGGACCGUACGGGGCUGUCCCCCAUCAACCGGCUUCGGUAGCCAGAAGGAAUGCGAGGGAACGGAAUCGUGUGAAACAGGUGAACAAUGGGUUCGCUACUUUGAGGCAACAUAUUCCUCAGAGCGUGGCCCAGGCUCUCGGAGGUAGCACUGCUGGCACACAUGGCGGGGCCAGGGCUGGUAGUAAAAAGUUGUCGAAAGUUGAGACGCUUCGAAUGGCUGUUGAGUACAUCAGGAGUCUUCAGCGUCUCUUGGAGGAGCAUGACAGUGGGUCCGACGCGAGUGUGUCUUCGCCAACAUCGUCCCCACCAUCCUCCACUUCCUCGUCCACGUGUGGCUCUGCUAAUGGAAUCGGAGUCGAGUCGAGUCACCACUCGGCCGAAUUGAGACUGCGCGGGAACAUGAACGAAAUCAGACAUCACAGUCCUGACAUGCACCGACACCUCCGACAGAAUCCCAGUCCCACGUUCGUAACAGCACCCUGUUCCGAAGCUUCCAGUUCACCGACGCCCAGUUUCGUUUCCGAGACUUCGUCAGCUGGCAGCCAGGGAUACGGUACUUCCGGCAACCUCUAUACUGCCCAUUCCGACGGUUACGAUAAUUAUGAGCCCAUGAGUCCCGAGGACGAAGAACUUUUGGACGUUAUCUCCUGGUGGCAACAAAGUCAAUGAGAAAUGCUAACGUCGCAUCUAAUGCGGUUCUUGUUUUCUCAUGAGAAGUCAGUCAAACGGUACACGGAGAAAUGGAGGUGACGACGUGUAGGCUGUUUAGUAACUGUGAUCUAGUCAUAUUAAUUUGUGUACAGAUAAUUUGUAAGCGUGUUGUUUCUGCCAGUGACUUAAAAUGGUAAUUUGUGUUUAACAUGUUGACCGUUAACAUCAUCCCCUGAAAUUAUUUCUUAACGCAUUACAGAUCCUGCGAACCGAAGUUUUUGUUGCGUAAUGUUUAUUCAAUCCGGUAUCAUAAACCAACAGUUUUAAUGUUAACAAUGCACAGCUGUUUUCUAUUACGAUGUAGUCAACUUUUCAACAGUCAAUGUGUUAAUUACGGAAUCGUCGAUGACAGUUUUUUGAUCGACCACCGAAUUGUAGAUACCAAGAUGCCUUAGGUGUAGUAAGAUGAUGUCGUAUCGACAUUAAUUAUAAGAGACGUCCUCAAAGGAUAUAAAGCAUUCCAGUGUGCCUUAGAGUUAUUAACUUUUAUACUUCCCGCAAUAAAUAGUAGCUGAUUCUCCUCUUUGAAAAGACAUCGAAAGAAGACUUCUCCGACAUCAAAAUAAUCUCUAGUGUCAGUUAACAGAUUUGUUUUUAAAUAUCGAACGUUACAAAUUUUAAGAAUGUUACGAACACUACGCGAAAAUAUUUAUGUGAAUUCGUGGAAGUAUUUGAAUACUGUUCUCGCGAAUUAAUAAACGUCUAAUUGUAAUAUAAUUUGUAAUGAUAUUGUAAAUUACGUAUGUUGAACAGAAUCGAAGUGUAUAAGUUAUGUAAAUUGUAAAUAUAUCGAGACAGUGCCUUUUUGUAAAUAUUGACAAAUAAUUCGUUAAAUAUAUUGGACGACGUUAUGAACAAUAAAA